GAAAGAGAAUUUCAGAAACUCCUCACAUAACAAGAGAGAGAAAAAAGUGUGACCCUUUUCUCUUGCAGCUUCAAAGUGAAGGGGCCAAAAAAGUUAUGAUCCCUUGAUAUUCUUCGGUUUUGGUGACACACCAUAAACAACACAACCAUGCUUUCUGUAACCGAAACUUGAAGCAGCUCCAAACAAACAAACAAAGAAAAAAGAAAAAGAAAAACACAUAUAUAAAGCAGAACAAUUCACAGUCAUCAGUUACAGAAAGAGAAGAAGAAGCAAGAGAGAACACAAAGGAACACAUUAUCAUUCACUCUCAUUUAACUAUCAUCAUGGCUGAUGGGGCUGGUGAUGAUUUGUUUAAAGAGCUAUGGAGGUUGUGUGCAGGGCCAUUAAUGGAUGUUCCUUGUGUUCAAGACAGAGUUUUCUAUUUCCCUCAGGGUCACAUUGAAUUGUUGCCAGAACCUACAGAACAAGAAUUGAGGCAGAUGAAGAACCAGAAAUCUCCCAAAUACGAUCUUCCGUCGAAGAUCUUAUGCCGUGUUAUCGAUGUUAAGUGUCUGGCCGAGAUGGAAACCGACGAGGUUUAUGCUCGAAUCACUUUGCAGCCAUCUUCAGAUCAGAAUGAUCCUCUAGAUCCUAAUCCAAUUUGUUCCGAGAAACCGAAACAGAAAUUUUACUCAUUUUGUAAGACACUGAGUACCUCAGAUACUAGCACACAUGGAGGAUUUUCGGUUCUUCGGAAGCAUGCUAAUGAAUGCUUGCCUCAAUUGGAUAUGACAAUGGAAAAUCCUACUCAGGAGUUGGUAGCAAAGGAUAUUCAUGGGGUUGAAUGGAAGUUUAAGCAUAUAUAUAGAGGACAUCCGAAGAGGCACCUGCUUACAACUGGCUGGAGUGCAUUCGUUGCGGCCAAGAAAUUGGUUGCCGGAGAUUCUUUUGUUUUUCUAAGGGGAGAGAAUGGACAACUGAGGGUAGGCGUUAGACGUUUGAAUCCGCCGCAGAGUCCUACGCCUUCGUCCGUGGUGUCGACACAAAACAUGCGCCUUGGAGUGAUUGUUACUGCAAGCCAUUCUGUUAUGACUAGUACCAUGUUUGUGGUUUAUUACAAGCCAAGGACUAGCCAGUUUAUUGUUAGUUUAAACAAAUAUAUUGACACGAUGAACAAUGACUUCAAAAUCGGCAUGCGAUUCAAGAUGAGACAUGAGGGUGAAGAUCCACUUGACAAAAGGUUUUGUGGUACUAUAGUUGGAGUUGGAGAUGAAUCUCGAGAAUGGCCGAAUUCUCAAUGGAGGUCAUUGAAGGUUCAAUGGGAUGAACCAGCAACAAUGCAAAGACCAGAUAGAGUUUCAUGUUGGGAGAUUGAACCUCUUGUUACUUCGCCUUUGAAUACGAUUCAACCGAUGGCGAAGGGAAAAAGAUCAAGGCAUGCUGAGGCUUCAUCUUCUGCUGCUUCAGGUAGCAAAGAAAGCCAAGUAGCUACAAUAUGGCAGCCACCACAUUUGAAUGGCAAUGGAAAUUCUUCUCAAGAUCCCGAAAACAACAAAGCCGUCGUCCCGGUUGGUCCAGCUGGCGAAGGCCCGGCACGCGACCACAACGAAGACAGGAAGAAGGGCAUGGAUUGCUGGUUGUUUGGGGUGAAUUUGACUAGCAGCUAUAGUAAUGUUGUUACCCCUUUGGAGAAAGAACUUUGGUGUGAAGCUUCAACUAUCCUUCAUUGUGGUCCCAAAGAAUCUAUUAUUGUUGGUGCAUGUGAGACUGAGAAGGUUCAGAGUCUCAAUAACCAUUCACUGUCCAACAAGCAGGGCCAUGUACCAUCCAUGAGGACUAGGACUAAGGUGAAAAUGGAAGGUGUAGCAGUUGGUCGAGCAAUUGACUUGACCACAUUAAAUGGUUAUGAUGAACUCAUAGUUGAGCUUGAGAAAAUGUUUGACAUUGAAGGAGAAAUUAUAUCUCAGAAGAAAUGGGCUGUUACUUUCACUGAUGAAGAAAAUGACCUUAUGCUUCUUGGUGAUGAUUUAUGGCAGGACUUCUGCAAAAUGGUGAAGAGGAUUUUCAUUUGUUCAAAGGAGGAUUAAUUAGUCAUUUGUUGAAUGACUUGACUCCAUGUUGUGAUUCAUAACAUCACUCAACAUCUAUCAAUCUAAUAUAAUAUGCUUUGAAACCUUAA
This is a messenger RNA of Arachis ipaensis, 2158 nucleotides long. The record is from RefSeq and is a predicted model, not a curated record. NCBI's taxonomy places the organism in Eukaryota, Viridiplantae, Streptophyta, Magnoliopsida, Fabales, Fabaceae.